GACAUCUCUUCUGUACAACUAAAGCAAAACAAUGAAGCAUACAAUUUACGUAAUAAAAACCAUGAAAAUAGAAAUCGACCGAGAUCGGCAACAGAUCGGUCCUCAAAUUACAAAUCGAAACCCUAACAAAUACUGGAAAAAUGCCAAAUAGGCAAUAAUCAUUCACAUAAAAAUUGCAAGCAAUAAAUAUGCAUAUGCACACCUGGCUGAACUUGAGAGCAUGCUGUUCGCCGGCGAGUUGGAGGUUACCGCUGACGAAGACAAGCAUCCCGCCAGCGGGACCGGACGGCUGGCAAUCGACGGUGGAGAUACUAUGCUGACACUGCUGGAAGGGGAGAUUGGUGAGUUUGGCCACGAUGUUCUGCGAGCCUUGGAUCUUUUGACCUUCGAAGGACAACAUCGAACUUUCCUGGUAGAGAUUUGCAAGGCCGGCACGAUUCGCAUCGAAGGUGCUGUAGUAGUGCUCGACGAAGGCCUUGGACAAGGAGUCAGGAUCCAUCCGAUUCCGGUUUUGAAACUCCGGCUUUGAGUACCGCCGCUAGAGAGGGAGAGGAGAUGAAAUGAAACUCCGGCUUUCUCUCACAAAUCUCGAUUUCUUUUGUUCUAUGGCACUUCGAGCUCGUGAGGAGGCGUGGUUAUGUCUCUUGGCUUCUAAUCGCCUCAACCUCACAUGAGGGAAAAGGGGGAAAGGGAAAGGGGGAAAGGGGGAAAGGGAGAGAUAGAGAUGAUUGUAGAGGGGGCGACAUUACUGGUGA
Messenger RNA from Rubroshorea leprosula, 755 nucleotides. Lineage: Eukaryota; Viridiplantae; Streptophyta; Magnoliopsida; Malvales; Dipterocarpaceae. The record is from the annotation of a GenBank genome assembly.